AUGGCGACCAACGGCGCCCCUACGCCUCCUCCCUCCGAUCAGCCCGCCACCGCCACCACAACAACUGCCAAGCCAGCAACAGACAAUCCCUCCGGCCAACCCAUCACAUCCUCCCUCGACGACGGCACAUCCAAACGGCCACGCGACGCCCGCCUGAUUCACGCAGUUCUCUCGAGCUAUGGUCUGACCAACUACCAAGAACGCGUGCCUCUUCAACUCCUCGACUUCGCCUACCGCUACACCUCCUCCAUCCUCUCCGACUCAUUGCGCCUCAGCUCCGAAGGCUACACCAACCUCCCUCCCCCCACCAAUGCCUCUGGACGAGGUCGAGGCGCAGCUGCAGUAGACGAUGGCGAACGCAUUACAGUAACGAGUCUCCGACAAGCGAUUGCAGCUCGACAAGGCUAUUCGUUCCAAGGAGCGUUACCGAAAGAAUUUAUGCUCAAAGAAGCAGAAGACAGGAAUCGCAUCGCGUUGCCGAAAGUCGAAGGUGGACAGGCUUUUGGGGUGUUGUUGCCGCCGGAGAAAUUCUGCUUGACCGGCGUCGGCUGGAGUAUGAAGCAGGAGUGGGAUAGUGAGGUGGAGGAGGAUGAGAAUGGGGCUGCGACUGCGAGUGGAGAGGAUGAGACGAUGGGAGGGAUGGAAGGAGGAGAUGAUGAUGAGGAUGAGGAAGGGGCGGGGAGAAUGGAAGACGUAUUCGGGGAGGACCCCGCUGAAGAUGUGGCCAUGGAGUAGAUAAUAGGCCUGAAGAUUCAGCGACGGGAGGAUGGUGAUACUCAUCUUUUUGGGGGAACCUGACUUUAGCGAGGCGUACGGCGCGAAAAGGAAAAAGAAAAUGAAACAUGAUGAACAGGACCGCGUGCGAGAUCACGCCCUUGGUUUCUCUCUGGCCUAUUUUUGUAAUAAAAC
Messenger RNA from Sphaerulina musiva SO2202, 909 nucleotides. RefSeq names its product TFIID-31kDa-domain-containing protein. The coding region runs from base 1 to 735 and encodes 244 amino acids. Lineage: Eukaryota; Fungi; Ascomycota; Dothideomycetes; Mycosphaerellales; Mycosphaerellaceae. Gene Ontology annotation, molecular function: protein heterodimerization activity; transcription coactivator activity; RNA polymerase II general transcription initiation factor activity. The record is from RefSeq and is a predicted model, not a curated record. The transcript has 2 exons. Gene Ontology annotation, biological process: DNA-templated transcription initiation; RNA polymerase II preinitiation complex assembly. Gene Ontology annotation, cellular component: SAGA complex; transcription factor TFIID complex.